AUGCUCUUGGUAACAGCUUAUUUGGUCGGGAAUGGCGAAGAAGAAUUGCUCGAUUCAACCUAUCAUCGAAAUCAACCAGCUACUCAUUGCGAAGACGUUGAAGAAUCCAUGCUGAAAAUCCAGGGUAAUCUUACUGAUAGAGAUAAUGAUAAUGAUGAUAAUUCGAACUUUAGUUUUAUGAAUUCUGAUGCCGAUACCAUUUUCCGAUGGUGCAGAAGUCGUAAUUAUAUCGAAAAUUUGCCAAAAAUUACGAAAUUUACAGUUCCGGCACUGCAUAACAGGCCGAAAAAACAGUUUCUUGUCUGCCUGGACUUCUCGAACAAUUUAAUGCAUUGGCAUUUCACACUCAUCAGUCUGUCCGGAAAGACUAAAUGGGAGAAGACCUGGAUUUGGUCUUCGUAUUUGUGA
Messenger RNA from Gongylonema pulchrum, 408 nucleotides. The record is from the annotation of a GenBank genome assembly. Lineage: Eukaryota; Metazoa; Nematoda; Chromadorea; Rhabditida; Gongylonematidae.